AUGAAAGACUCCCCACAGCCUGGACCAGUCGUGUGGCCGAAGACUUGUGCAGUCCCCGGGGCGAGAGUCACGAUUCGUGUUACCACGAGAGGCAAGUGCCGCACAGCGUUUCUAACAUUACGCAUCCGUACGGAAUACGCCCACGUCCAUUUCCCCCUUGCCGGCGCUAAGAAGCCGACGUUAUCUCGCUUCCGCACCACGCUGGGCCGCCCCAAUCUCCGCGAUUUGCACCUCUCCCUCCAGUUUGGCCGUCACCCUGAGCUCCCCAUCGGACGCAUGGCAACAAUGGAGUCAAGGUUGCAAGAGAAUUUUUUCCUUACGAGAGUCUGGACCCUCCAUCACUGGGAAGCAGCUGGGAAGAUUGGUUUCUACCAUGGCAGAAGCCAUGCGAUGAUUCCCGCUCCGUUACUCCGAUGGCCGCAAGACUCCCAAACUCCACGUGCCGCCCAUCGAGUCGCCCAGUCCAGUCUCCCCAUGCUUGUUAUGCACCCCUGCUUGAGGAAUGCAACCCGAGACGGCGGGUUUGGUCUGGAAUUUGAUCUACCUGGUCGCGGGGGACGUGCUACAGGUUACUACCGGCCGAAAGUGGUUGCAUUACUGCGGCCCUGUCUUGGAUCGCCAUUCUUGUUCUCUGCGCUGCUUGAGAGUGCGCCUGGGAUAGCAUGGCUUACAAUUUCGAAGAUUGUGCUGCACGAGCGAGUGCACUGCGGUCAAGUUCAUUUGACUCCCAUCUGCAAGGUUUCCGACUUUUCUCGCGCAAAAUAUCGCUCAACAGCGGGCCCGGACAUGACGGUCACAAAGUUUGAUGCCACUUGUUAG
Messenger RNA from Colletotrichum lupini, 819 nucleotides. RefSeq lists its product as uncharacterized. NCBI's taxonomy places the organism in Eukaryota, Fungi, Ascomycota, Sordariomycetes, Glomerellales, Glomerellaceae. The record is from RefSeq and is a predicted model, not a curated record. Bases 1 to 819 code for a protein of 272 amino acids. The transcript has 4 exons.